AUGGACAUCUCCCAAUCUCCGGGAAUCACAAUUCACCUCAGCCCUGCCCAGAUCUUCAUCGUUGCAGGUCUAUUGGGCGCUGGACGACUCUUCUCACAGCUUGCACGGCAUCUCCUUUUCCGACGUACUCAACUCACAGUAAAGAGCGCGAAGCAUGGCGGCGAGUCUCUGUUUGCUCCAGUGGUCACUUCCUCGUACACUCCUCUGCUUGAUAUUGAUUACAAUUUGCACAAGUCCAACAGCACUUUUUUCAAUGACCUCGACGACAACCGCACCGAACUUAUGCUUGCCCUUUUCAAAGAUGUCGUCCAGCCCCUAGCUCGUGGCAAAGAAACACUGAAGCCCAAGAUGUUCAACCUUGGUGGAACCUCGUGCAUUUUCAAGAAGGCCAUUCCCCCUUUUGCGCAUUACGAAAUCUCCUCGCGUGUUCUCUGCUGGGAUGAGAAAUGGAUUUACGUCGUUAGUCACUUCACAAAAUCAGGCUCGAAUAAACCGACGCGCUUCCUAGUUAGUCCACCAGCAGCGAAGGCAUCACCGUUCUCAGACACAAAGAAAUUUGGUGACCAACAAGAUCGAAUCUACGCUACCGCUAUCACAAAGUACGUCUUCAAAGCAGGUCGCGUGACUUGCCCGCCUGAGUCUGUCAUGUUAGAGUGUGGCCUGUUUCCGUCUAAGCCUUCCUCGGAACAGACACAAGGAUUUGAGAACAUUACUGCAAACGCGAAGAAGGAGCGCGACUGUCACUGGUCAUGGGAAGAGGUUCAAAAUGAGUGUCAGAAACAUUUGGAGUUGGCGCAAAACUUCGGGAGUCUCGACCAGCUACAUGGGGCGUUCAUCGGGAGAUCAGGGCCUGCGAUGUACACCUACUGAAACCAAACGUAAUAUUGCAUAUUUAGAGAUGGG
Lindgomyces ingoldianus is the source of this 903-nucleotide messenger RNA. RefSeq lists its product as uncharacterized. Bases 1 to 870 code for a protein of 289 amino acids. NCBI's taxonomy places the organism in Eukaryota, Fungi, Ascomycota, Dothideomycetes, Pleosporales, Lindgomycetaceae. The record is from RefSeq and is a predicted model, not a curated record. The transcript has 2 exons.